Messenger RNA from Pogona vitticeps (central bearded dragon), 3558 nucleotides. The record is from RefSeq and is a predicted model, not a curated record. NCBI's taxonomy places the organism in Eukaryota, Metazoa, Chordata, Lepidosauria, Squamata, Agamidae.
UGGCUUUCUUUUUCCUCUUCUCUGCUCACCACCUUCUCCGCCCGGGACCCACCAGGUCUGAUCCCACCCCUCAGCUAUCCUGCCUUGAGCCCUCCAGGCCGAGAACUCUAACGCUGCCACCACAAACGACUCCAAGCUCUAAAGAUGAACAAGGAAGCCACAGAGGUAUCCGAGAACAACCACCACCUGAAGGUUUUCCUGCCCAAGAAGCUGGUGGAUUGUGUCCCAAAGUGCCCUGCCCUGCCGAAAGAGCGCCUGCGCUGGAACACCAACGAGGAAAUUGCUUCUUACUUGAUCACCUUUGAGAAGCAUGAAGAGUGGCUGUCGUGCUCCCCCAAGACCAGACCCCAGAACGGCUCCAUCAUCCUGUACAACCGGAAGAAGGUGAAAUACCGGAAGGACGGCUAUUGCUGGAAGAAGCGGAAGGAUGGAAAGACCACCCGGGAGGACCACAUGAAGCUCAAAGUGAAAGGGGUCGAGUGUCUCUACGGCUGCUACGUCCACUCUUCCAUCGUACCUACAUUCCACCGGCGCUGCUACUGGCUGCUCCAGAACCCGGAUAUUGUGCUGGUUCACUACCUGAACGUCCCGGCGAUCGAAGACUGCGGGAAGGUCUGCGGGCCCGUCUUGUGCUCCAUCAACAGUGACCGGAAGGAGUGGCUCAAGUGGUCAAAGGAAGACCUGGUGGGGCAGCUGAAACCCAUGUUUCACGGGAUCAAGUGGACGUGCAGCAAUGGGAACGGCACCACGGAAUUCUCCAUUGAGCAGCUGGUCCAGCAGAUCCUCGAGAGCCACCAGGCCAAGCCUCUGCCCCGGACGCACGCCUGCCUGUGCAGCAGCAGCACCAGCCUCGGGAGUCCCGGCCACGUCCCCCACAAAUGCAGCAGCACGAAGCACCGGAUCAUCUCCCCAAAAGUGGAUGCCCGUCCUUGCCCCUACCCUGCGCUGACAGAGGUCCAGAACAUCUCCAGCGGGGGCCCUGAAGCGAAAGCGGAGCCGGAGCCCGGCCGGACGCCUCGACCCGACACCAAGGACCUGAAAGGGGCCAAAGGGGCUCCCCCCGAGGUGGCCGACGCCGCGCCGGACUCCACGCAGCCCUCGCCCGGCCAGGCCCAGCCCAAGGGCGGCCUCCCCAAGCAGGAGCUGCCGGCGGUCACCCUCUCCGUCGGCCUCCCCGGGAGCACCAUUUUGGUCAUGACAGGGCUCGUCAAGCCGGAGGCCCACGAGAGCCCCGCCACCGCUGCGCCCCCCACCUACUCCCUCUACGUGCCCCCCAACCGCUUCUUCAUCCAGGACGACGGGGCCCAGCCGGGGCCCGGGGACCCCUUGCCCCCCUCAGCCGCCGAGACGGAGGCCAAGCACAGCCCCGAGACCCCCAUGGAGACGCGCCGGGCCAGAGGGUUCGGGGCCGGGCCUCACGGACCCUCUGGCCGAGCCCUGCUACGCAUCCGAGGCGGCCCCCAGGGGCUCCCCCCAGCCCCUCGUCUCCAUCACGGACUUCUCUCCCGAGUGGUCCUACCCAGAGGAGCAGCCCACGAGGCCGGCGUGGUCCUGCUGCAGGUGGCCUGCGACGCCCGCGUGGUCUCCCUGUCCGUCCUCUUCGAGUAUCGGGCCCGGAACUUCAUGGCCCUGCCCAGCACCCAGCUGGAUUGGCUCUCUUUGGACGGAACUCGGGUGCCCCUCCGCGCCCAGCCCAUGGUCUCCAGCUUCCUGUUGGUGGAAGGAACCCAGGCGUCCUGCCCCCCCCCAGGAGGCACGGCGUCCUUGGAGCCGUGGAGCUCCGUCCUCUGGUCGAGGGAGGGAAGGCGGCUGGAGCAGAUGGAGAAGCGCAUGGCCGAAAUGGCCUCGCCCGCAGCCUCUUCCGGGGCCGGCCAAGCCCAGCAGAGGGGGGAGAAAUCUCCCGGCCAGGCCCCAGCUGCCUCGGACUCCUUUGAAGACCGCAUCGUGGCACUGUGCGAGAAGAUGAUGUCCCAGCCCUGCUGGCUGCGCUCAGAGACCCUCGUCCACCAUGUCAGUUUCCGGGGAAUGACCCUCCUUCACCUGGCGGCCGCCCAAGGCUACACCCGCCUGAUCGAGACCCUCAUCAAGUGGCGGAACCUCAACGCUCAGAGCCUGGACCUGGAGCAGGAAGUGGACCCCCUCAACGUGGACCACUUCUCCUGCACCCCUUUGAUGUGGGCCUGUGCCCUCGGCCACUUAGAAGCCGCCCAGCUGCUCUACCGCUGGAACAGCCGUGCCCUCGCCAUCCCGGACUCCCUGGGCCGCCUCCCCCUCACGGUCGCUCGUUCCCGCGGCCACGUCAAGCUGGCCAGUUGCCUGGAGGAGCUGCAGCGCCAGGAGGACGCGUCCCCCCAGGAGCAGCCCGGCCCAGAGCCUCCGGCAGAAGGUCCUGGGGGGGCCAGCAAGGCCAGCAGCGCCCCACAGAGACCCACAGAAGCACUCUACAUCCCCUCCCCGCUCUCGGCUAGUCCAGACACAGGGCUGAGCACCGCCAGCGGCGUCUCCUCCCCCUCCGAAUUCUCCGAGGGCUCCGUCUCCCUCACCUCUGCCUACUCCAGCGGGUCCGCCUUGCGGGAGUCUCCGGCCGACAGCCCCGAGGCGGAAGGGGCCGCCAUGGACGUCUGCCAGGCUCCCAGGGCCGCUCCCGACAGCCUCUUGGGCUGGUACCUGCCGGAGACCCCCAGGCCCCCCAGUCUGCCUCAUGCCCCCUUCUUCAUGGACUAUGACGAGGAGGGGGCCACGGGCCACGCCGGCGGCCCUGAGCCAGAGAUGGCGCCCGAGCUUCUGGACUACGGGGAGAACGCAGAGAACGAGGGGUAUCUGCCGGCCACGGAUGUCCUGCAGGUGGACAUGAUCACGCUGGCGAAGCAGAUCAUCGAGGCCACGCCGGAGCGCAUCAAGCAAGAGGACUUCAGCUCAGCCGAGGCGCCUCUCCGGGAGCGGCCGGGGAACCUGGGCCUGAACGAGACCAUGUCCUGGCUGGCCAGCUACCUGGAGAAUGUUGACCAGCUGCCGAGCGUCUCCCAGCGACGGUCUUUGGUUUCCUCCCCUUCGAGCCACUCCUGCCUCAGCCCCCUGCCCUCCCCACUAGGCGAGCUGUCCUUGGAUCGCCUCCCUCCGCCCCCCACGGCGGCCAGCUGGGCAGAGUUCCUCAACGCCUCGGCCAACGGGAAGAUGGAGAGCGACUUUGCCUUGCUGACCCUCUCCGACCACGAGCAACGGGAACUCUACGAGGCUGCCAAAAUUAUCCAGACUGCCUUCCGCAAAUACAAGGGCCGCCGGCUGAAGGAGCAGCAGGAAAUGGCGGCCGCGGUCAUCCAGCGAUGUUACCGCAAGUACAAACAGCUCACCUGGAUUGCCCUGAAGUACGCCCUUUACAAGAAGAUGACCCAGGCGGCCAUCCUCAUCCAGAGCAAAUUCCGGAGCUACUACGAGCAGAAGAAGUUCCAGCAGAGCCGGCGGGCGGCCGUCCUCAUCCAGCAAUACUACCGGAGCUACAAAGAGUACGAGAAGCUGAAGCAGGGCCACCGGGCCUCCGCCGCCAUCCAGCAGAAGAUC